Molecule: messenger RNA, 1204 nt
Organism: Frankliniella occidentalis (western flower thrips)
Lineage: Eukaryota; Metazoa; Arthropoda; Insecta; Thysanoptera; Thripidae
Product: aldo-keto reductase family 1 member B1
Exons: 7
Coding region: 92-1045 (317 amino acids)
Cellular component (GO): cytosol
Molecular function (GO): aldose reductase (NADPH) activity
Source: RefSeq, a predicted model, not a curated record
CGUCAUCGCCCACCUCGGCCCAAGUCGCUGGCUAUCUCUCAGCGCGGUCAGUCGGUCGCGUUUCAGCAGUGCGGUCCCACAUUAUCUCAGCAUGACAGCCAAACUCGCCCCGACAAUCCGCCUCAACAACGGCAAGCUCAUCCCCGUCCUCGGUUUGGGCACAUGGAAGUCGAAGCCUGGUGAAGUGACACAAGCUGUGAAGGCUGCUAUUGAUGCUGGGUACCGCCACAUUGAUGGCGCUCAUGUCUACCAGAAUGAGAAGGAAGUUGGGGAAGGUCUCAAGGCCAAAAUUAAUGAGGGUGUUGUCAAGAGAGAAGACAUGUUCAUUACAAGCAAAUUAUGGAAUACAUGUCACAAACCAGAGCUCGUUGUAGGUGCUCUCAAGAAAACUUUGUCUGACCUUAGUUUGGACUAUCUCGAUCUGUACCUGGUGCACUGGCCUAUGGCCUUCAAGGAGGGAGAAGAUCUUUUUCCCACCAAGGAUGGAAAGGUUCAAUUUAGUGAUGCUGACUAUGUGGACACAUGGAAAGCCAUGGAAGAAUGUGUGGCUCUGGGAUUGACAAAAAGCAUUGGUGUGUCAAACUUCAACAGUGAGCAGCUUGAUCGUCUUCUUAAAGUAGCCAAGAUUAAGCCAGUUACUAACCAGAUUGAGGUGCACCCAUACUUAAACCAAAGCAAACUAAUCUCUUACUGCAAAGAGAGGGAUGUCCUUGUCACAGCCUACAGCCCCUUUGCUUCGCCUGACAGGCCUUGGGCCAAGCCCACCGAUCCUUCCCUACUAGAUGAUCCUAUCAUCAAAGCUAUUGCUGACAAGCACAAGAAAUCUAAUGCCCAUGUUAUUUUACGCUACCUGAUCCAGCGUGGCACUGUGCCAAUCCCCAAGUCUGUAACUCCUUCUCGCAUUCAGACCAACUUCCAAGUGUUUGACUUUGAACUUACUGCUGAAGAAAUUAAGACAAUUGAUGGACUAGAUUGCAAUGGUCGCAUUUGUCCAUUCAAUGAGGCUACAGACCAUAAGGAUUGGCCUUUCAACAUUGACUUUUAAGUCGCCAUUGAUGUGAUCCCGGAGUUUAUUUUCAGACCAAAACCUGUGUAUCUAAAACUUUGCCAGUAUUAUUGUUAAUUUUUUUGUCUUGUUUUGUUUUGAUUUGGUUGAGAAACUCUAGGACCUGUGUAAUUUAAUAAAUUCUGACCUGUAAUACAA